Messenger RNA from Micromonas pusilla CCMP1545, 1014 nucleotides. RefSeq lists its product as uncharacterized. The transcript has a single exon. Lineage: Eukaryota; Viridiplantae; Chlorophyta; Mamiellophyceae; Mamiellales; Mamiellaceae. Gene Ontology annotation, cellular component: chloroplast. The coding region runs from base 1 to 1014 and encodes 337 amino acids. The record is from RefSeq and is a predicted model, not a curated record.
AUGAGCGCGUUGACGCACGCGUUCGCCGCCCCGCCCGGGGCCACGCUCGCCCCCGCGCGUCGUGGCACCCGCGCCCGCGCGAGGCGCGUCGCGAUCCCGCGCGCGUCUUCCUCCGGGAUCUCCAAGCCCGAGGGGUGGACGCCGCCCACGCCGCAGAAGUUCACCGUCUCGGAAGGCCGCCUCGGCACCGUCGCGCACUCCGCGAUCCCGCUCGUGCUUCGCGCGGGCACGGGCGCGCUCAUCAACGGCUGGUCGCCCUCGCUCGUGGACGACGACGACGCCAGCGUGUACUCCAUCGCGCGCGUCGCGGGGAAGCGCCUCGCGGAGGCGUCCGAGCUCGGCCCGCGCCCGGCGACGCCGAUCGAGGUGUUCGAGUACGAGGGCAGUCCGUACUGCCGCAAGGUGCGCGAGGCCGCGGCGGUGCUCGAUCUGGACGUCCUCUACAGGCCGUGCCCGAGCGGGGAGGCGUUCUACCGCCCCGCCGCGAAGGCCGAGGGCGCGAAGACGUUCCCGUACAUGAAAGACGCGAACACCGGAGCCGCGAUGACGGAGAGCGACGACAUCGUGGAGUAUUUGUUCCGCAACUACGGCCCGCGCGCCGGCGACCCCGACGUCGACGACAUGGACGCGACGACGCUCGGCGUGCCGUUCAUGCUCCGCCGCGGCGGGAUCACGAACCUGACGUGCUACGCCGCGGCUCUCGCGCGGUUGAAGGGCCUGAAAGCGCGUCCGUCGCGCGCGGCGGCGGCGGCGGCGGCGGGAACCCCCGUCGAGCCGCUCGCGCUGUGGACGUACGAGGCGAGUCCGUUCACGAAGGAGGUGCGGGAGGUCCUGACCGAGCUCGCGAUCCCGCACGUGGUGAGGUACUGCCCGCGAGGGAGCGCGAAGCGGGACGAGCUCAUCGCGAAGACGGGGACGUUUCAGGUGCCGUUCUUGGAGGAUCCGAACACGGGCGUGGAGAUGUUCGAGUCGGCGGCGAUGGUGGAGUACCUGGAGGCGACGUACGCGCUGUGA